AUGCCCUGGAAUCGUCGUGCCAAUAUCGCCGUUUGCACGGUGAACCAAUGGGCCUUGGACUUCAAAGGCAAUUUGGAGAGGAUUUUGAAAAGUAAGGAGGAUAUUCGUGUGGGCUGAGUCGUGUUUCAGCUUCCAGAGAAGCCUUUGAAAAGGGCGCUCGGAUCCGUUUGGGGCCGGAAUUGGAGAUCUGUGGCUAUGGAUGCGCCGAUCAUUUCUUCGAACUGGACACUCAAAAUCACUCCUGGGAGGUGUUGAAGGUCAUUGUCGAUGAGUCCAAGAAGGUAUGUCAGCUUUAUUUUAUUUUAGGAUAUCAUGUCGUCAAGUGUAAUAUAAGGUCAUGUUUCGGAUAUUUUAGCUGCCAAACCUCCUCAUUAUCACUGGAAUGCCAAUUCGAUAUGAGAUCACCCUUUACAAUUGUCUUGUCUCCGUCUGCAAUGGGAAAAUCAUCUCGAUUUAUCCGAAGAGCGCACUGUGCGAUGAUGAUGUAUAUAGAGAAUCGAGGUAUUUUACGUCAUGGAAGAGGAAGCAUGAAUAUGUGGAAUACAGACUGGAUGCUGAAUUCGGAUUUGAACAGGUUGGUUGAUUUUUUUGGCAUUUUUGUGGAUAAAUUUGGGUCUCGGCACGAAAGCUUGAAAUCAGUUGGCAUUGAGGUUUGAUUGUUUUAACAGGCUCAAAAUGCCACUAUAGAGGCUUUAUAUAUAAUGUUGUCUGUCUGUGGGUUACUGUAACGUCCAUUUUUCUUCAGGAAACGGUCCCUUUUGGUGAUGUCUUUGUCCAAAGUUCAGAUGGUGUCCGUGUUGGAUUCGAACUCUGCGAGGAGCUCUGGACCGCCAAAACCAAGGCUGUGGACCUCACUCUAAGAGCCGUUGAUAUUAUUUGCAACGGCUCCGGCUCCCAUCACGUUCUUGGGAAGUCCCAUCAGCGAAUAAAUCAACUUGUUUUGGGUCAAACCCAAAAACUCGGCGGAAUUUAUCUGUAUUCGAAUCAUCGUGGAUGCGAUGGAGACAGGGUUUAUUAUGAUGGGAUGUCCUCAAUUGUAAUGAACGGAAAGUUAUACGCACAAAUCAAUCAAUUCGACAUUGAGGAUACUGUAAGAUUUGAGUUUUUUUUUGAUCAGAAAUUAUGCGUGGGAUUUUGCCCAAUGGUCUUGGUUUGUUUUUAUGGGUAUCAGAAGCCUUAUUCUGACGUUAUAACAUUUCUUUUUUGACUUUUUUUUAUGGAAAAAGGGCAAAUUUUCUUGUUUUUCUUUAGUUUUUCCUCCGCUCUCCAUUUUGAAGCGAUUGGAAGAGGGGCCGAGCGCCGGCUUCCGUGGCGCAAUCGGUUAGCGCGUUCGGCUGUUAACCGAAAGGUUGGUGGUUCGAGUCCACCCGGGAGCGAGUACUUUUUUUUGAUUUUUGAGAGAUCAAAAAUGUUUGCAUUUUACAUAACGAUUUUUAAAACAUGUUUUUAAGUCCUGUCGAUGAUGUUUACAAUUUUUCGACCGAAAAUUUUAAUUUCUUAUUUUGUUUUAGUGCGUGGUCAAUAGUGUUUUGGACUUGGACGAGAUUGUGGUCUUCCGCAACAAACAAAGCCUUUGUGAGCAGGUAGGAUCCCAAAAUCCUUCCUUAUUUUACCACUCUUUAGUCUUCUCGCGAGCCCAUUAUUCCAUUUAUCCGAUUCGACGGCAGAUUAUUGGAAUCCCCGCAACAAUUGACGGCUCCCUUGGCGAAACCGAUCAGCACUCGGCAAAGAACCGACGACGACGAGCUUUGUCACGCCCCUCCGGCUUGGCUUUGGUGUUAUCUUCGACGCAGCAAAAUGGUAAAAUAUUUCUUUUGUAAUUUUUAUGAUGUAAUUGGCUUACUGUAAUUUCUGGUUUAGGCCGGAUUUUUCUUGCCAUUAAGCGGUGGUCAGGACUCGGCAUCCGUAGCUGUAAUGGUCAGAUUGAUGUGCGAAAAAGUUUGCAAAGCCUCCAGGGAGAAUAAGGGUCAGAAAUUUUAUAUUGUUUUAGGCGAACUUGUAGUUCAAACUCUGUAUUUUGUGUGUUAAUUCUAAAAUUUUCUUUGCAGACAAGGAAGAUCCAGCCUAUUACUUCCAAGGGGAGAGAGUUCCCGACGAUCCAGCCGAGUUUUGCUCCAGGGUAUUGUACUCGGUCUACAUGGGAACGAAAAAUUCGUCGGAGGAAACGAAAAAGGCGGCCGAAGACUUGGCCAAGGCCAUAAACUCGAAUCAUUCCAGCAUUGUGGUCGAUAUGGCAGUGGAUGCCUUGCUCGGAGUCUUCAAAAUGAGCUUCGGAUUGGUCUUGAGUUUCACGGUAAGCAAGUUACAGUACCCUCAAUUUCUAUUAUCCUUGCAGAACCCGGACAAUCGUGUCAUCAUGGCCCUGCAGAACAUCCAAGCCCGAAUCCGCAUGGUGUUAUCGUACCUAUACGCUCAGGCCUCACUGGUCUACUACAACCGACCCGGCUCUUUGUUGGUUUUGGCCACCUCCAACGUCGACGAAAGUUUGGUGGGAUAUGUGACGAAAUACGAUUGUUCCAGUGGAGAUCUGAAUCCAAUUGGGUCCAUCUGCAAGAAGGACCUCAGAUCCUUCCUAAAAUACGUCUACGAAGAGUAUAAAUGGGAAGGCUUGGAGGUGAGCCGAGAUUUUUUAUAUUGCAGUAGGUAGCAGAUAAUGUAAUAUGAGUUUUGACUGAAUUAAAACUAAAUUAAAGUCGACUAUAAAGUGUAAAUGAAACUGGAUUAUGUUCAGGCGAUCAUGAAUGCUGUCCCGACAGCCGAACUGCGCCCAUUAGAGGACGGAAAGGUGGUUCAAACCGACGAAGACGAGAUCGGCCUGACCUAUGACGAGCUGGCUGUCAUCGGGAAACUCCGCAGACCUGGUGGAUGUGGCCCCUAUGCCUUGUUCUUGAAGCUGCUACCACUGUGGUCGGACAAGUAUACACCUAGAGAGGUGGCCGAAAAGGUAGUGCUAUUUGAAAAUCCUGCAGCACUCUAAAAUAAUAUAAAUUCGUUGCGGCAGAACUCUCCCCAUUUUCUGAACUCUCCCCCUCAUUUUUGAAAAUUGAAAAAAUUAGGUGUGACAUCCUAUACGAUGGAAAUUUUUUUCACAAGGAAAGUACUUUUAUGGGGGCUCCUACUUUUUGACGGGACAUACCUCAAAAAAUCAGAAAAAAUGUGCUGAUCAAGGAUAUAUAAAUCUUAGCUGCCCAUUUUGGGCUUUUAGGGGUGAAAAUGCCCAAAAACUGGCUCAAUUUCCCUUUUUUUCCUUACAAAAGGCGCAUGCAUUCGAAACGAUAAAAAGCGCAGUCGGUCUCUUCCUUCGGAAGAGAGCGAUGUGGCCGAGUGGUUAGUGCCGUAGUCUGGGAAUCAAGAGGGAGGACGCCGCACGGGUUCGAUUUUCCUUUUGGUCUGAAUCAACUUUUUUUGAAGUUGAAGGUCGGAAAAAUAAAUUUUUGGGCCAAGACUGAUUUAUUACGUCUUAGAAACUCAAUAAACAUCAUUUUAAGCCAAAAUAAAAAUUGUAAACCCGUGAAAAAUUAGGCGAAAAGGGGUUCAUAUAGGACUUUAAGUCAAAUUCCGAUUGAGUUUUCACCCCUAAAAACCUAAAAUGGGCAGCUAAGAUUUAUAUAUCCUUGAUCAGCACAUUUUUUCUGAUUUUUUGAGAUAUGUCCUGUCAAAAAGUAGGAGCCCCCAUAAAAGUACUUUCCUUGUCAAAUUGAAAAAAUGAGUUUAAAUGUCACAACUCAUUUUUUUCAAUUUGAAAAAAUUUUCCAUCGUAUAACAUGUCACACCUCUUUUUUCAAUUUUCAAAAUGGGGGAGUGUUCAAACAAGGGGAGAGUUCAGAUUUUUUGGUGAAAAUCAAAAAAGGGGGAGACUUCCGCCUUUUUGGGGAAGAGUUCAGGCUCAACCAUGUAAAUGAAAUUUUUAAAUUUCAUUUAAAAACGAAUUCCAGGUCUAUCGCUUCACUCGUCGCUAUGCCAUAAACAGACACAAGGCCACCGUGGCCACUCCUUCUUGCCACGCCAACCAAUACUCGAAUGACGACCAUCGAAAUGAUCACCGACCUUUCCUCUACCCCAAUUUUGAAUGGCAAUUCGAAAAGAUCGAGAAGAUUGUCAACGAAUUGGAAGAAAAACAGUAG
This is a messenger RNA of Bursaphelenchus xylophilus (pine wood nematode), 4124 nucleotides long. Lineage: Eukaryota; Metazoa; Nematoda; Chromadorea; Rhabditida; Aphelenchoididae. The record is from the annotation of a GenBank genome assembly.